Molecule: messenger RNA, 3494 nt
Organism: Cygnus atratus (black swan)
Lineage: Eukaryota; Metazoa; Chordata; Aves; Anseriformes; Anatidae
Gene: RANBP17
Product: RAN binding protein 17
Exons: 28
Coding region: 14-3280 (1088 amino acids)
Biological process (GO): protein export from nucleus
Cellular component (GO): nuclear pore; cytoplasm
Molecular function (GO): nuclear export signal receptor activity; small GTPase binding
Source: RefSeq, a predicted model, not a curated record
CCCUCUCGGGAAGAUGGCGCUGCGCGGCCAGAGUCUGGCAGAACUAGAAGUACUAUGUAACCACCUAUAUGAAGGAACUGAUCUCGCACAGCGAAUGCAAGCAGAGAAGGUACUCUUGGAGCUAAUUAAUAGCCCAGAAUGUCUUAGCCAGUGCCACCUUUUAUUAGAACAAGGAACAACAUCAUAUGCUCAGCUUCUAGCAGCAACAUGCCUGUCUAAGCUUGUAAGCAGGGCAUCUCCAUUACCCGUUGAACAAAGGAUUGACAUCCGAAAUUACAUUCUGAACUAUGUAGCUUCUCAACCCAAACUGGCUCCUUUUGUCAUCCAAGCUCUUGUUCAAGUCAUUGCUAAAAUUACAAAAUUAGGAUGGUUUGAGGUACUGAAAGAUCAACUUAUCUUCAGAGAUAUUACUGCUGAUGUAAAAAAAUUUUUGCAGGGCACUGUGGACCAUUAUAUAAUAGGAGUAAUGAUUCUCUCAGAACUGACUCAGGAAAUGAAUCUAGUUGAUUAUUCAAGACCUUCAGCAAAACAUCGUAAAAUAGCUACCUCAUUCCGUGACACCUCUUUAAAGGACAUACUGAUGCUUGCGUGCUCUCUUUUAAAAGAGCUCUUGGCAAAACCUUUAACCAUUCAGGACCGACAGCAAGAAAGUCUAGCAAUGCAUCUUCUGAAGCUUGUGUUAAACUGUCUUAAUUUUGAUUUCAUUGGAAAUUCAGCUGAUGAAUCUGCAGAUGACCUAUGCACCGUGCAGAUUCCAACAAACUGGAGAACAAUUUUCCUGGAGCCAGGGACCUUGGACCUGUUUUUUGAUUUGUAUCAUUCCCUUCCACCAAUGCUGUCUCAGUUAGCACUUUCUUGUUUAGUUCAGUUUGCUUCUACGAGGAGAUCUUUAUUCAGCAAUCCAGAACGUGCCAAGUAUCUUGGCAAUCUAAUCAAAGGAGUGAAACAAAUACUUGAAAAUCCACAGGGUUUAUCUGAUCCGGGUACUUACCAUGAAUUCUGUCGUUUUUUGGCUCGGCUAAAGACAAAUUAUCAACUGGGAGAGCUAGUAAUGGUGAAAGAUUACCCAGAAGUUAUCCGGCUCAUAGCAAAUUUUACUAUUACUAGCUUACAGCACUGGGAGUUUGCUCCAAACAGUGUUCAUUAUUUGCUAACUCUGUGGCAAAGAAUGGUGGCAUCUGUACCUUUUGUGAAAACGGCAGAACCCCACCUCUUAGACACAUACGCACCUGAGAUAACAAAAGCUUAUAUUACUUCUAGACUGGAUUGUGUUCCUGUAGUUAUAAGAGAUGGUUUAGAAGAUCCACUGGAUGAUACAGCUACAGUUUUCCAACAACUGGAGCAACUGUGCACAGUUAGCAGGUGUGAAUAUGAAAAGACCUGUACACUUCUUGUACAGUUGUUUGACCAAAAUGCACAAAACUACCAAAAAUUAUUGCACUCUUCUAGUAGGAAUCCAUUAGAAAUCACAGUCCAGGAAGGGCGUCUGGCAUGGCUUGUCUAUUUUGUGGGUACUUUUGUGGGGGGACGAUUGACAUACACUAGUACUGAUGAACAUGAUGCCAUGGAUGGAGAAUUGUCCUGUCGAGUUUUUCAGCUCAUAUCUUUGAUGGAUGCCCAGUUACCACAGUCUAGUAAUGAAAAAGUAGAACUGGCAAUUCUGUGGUUCUUGGAUCAGUUUCGCAAGACCUAUGUGGGGGACCAGCUUCAGCACACCUCAAAGGUAUAUGCCCGAAUGUCAGAAGUCUUAGGAAUAACAGAUGACAACCAGGUUCUAGAAACAUUUAUGACAAAAAUUGUUACAAAUCUUAAAUACCGGGGAAGAUGUGAGCCUGUGAUUUUAAGAACUCUUCAGUUUCUAAAUGACCUUUCAGUUGGUUAUAGUCUCCUAAAAAAACUUGUGAAAAUAGAGGCUGUGAAGUUCAUGCUUCAGAACCACACAAGUAAGCACUUCCCUUUCUUGGGCAUCAGUGAUAAUUACAGCCUCAGUGACCUUAGGUGCCGGACAAUGUUCUACACUGCUCUCACUCGUCUUCUCAUGGUAGAUUUAGGUGAAGACGAGGAUGAAUUUGAGAAUUUCAUGCUGCCUCUCACAGUUUCAUUUGAAAGUGUGACUCAGAUAUUCAACAGUAGUUUUGAACAAGAAGAGGCAAAGCGUAUGUUGAUCGGGCUGGCAAGAGAUCUUCGAGGGAUUGCCUUUGCACUAAACACAAAGACCAGCUACACCAUGCUGUUUGACUGGAUAUACCCUGCAUACAUUUCUGUUCUGCAAAGAGCUAUUGAGCUGUGGUACCAGGAACCUGCAUGUACAACUCCUAUCUUGAAGCUGAUGGCAGAAUUCAUGCAAAACAGAUCACAACGUUUAAAUUUUGAUGUAUCAUCUCCAAAUGGAAUUCUUCUCUUCAGAGAAGCUAGUAAAAUGAUUUGUACGUACGGUAAUCAGAUCCUCUCUCUUGGGACUUUGUCAAAAGAUCAGGUUUAUCCGUUGAAACUCAAGGGCAUUUCCAUCUGUUACUCUGCACUCAAAUCUGCCUUAUGUGGAAAUUAUGUCAGCUUUGGCGUCUUCAAGUUGUACGGGGACAACCACUUUGACAAUGUACUUCAGGCCUUUGUCAAAAUGCUGCUUUCAGUAUCCCACAGUGACUUGCUACAAUAUCGAAAACUAAGCCAGUCUUAUUACCCACUUUUGGAAUGUGUGACCCAGGAUCACAUGAGUUUCAUUACCAGUUUAGAGCCUCGUGUCCUAAUCUAUAUCCUUACUUCAAUAUCUGAAGGACUUACUGCAAUAGAUACAAUCGUCUCCUCCAGCUGUUGCGCUAGCUUAGACUACAUUGUCACAUACCUCUUCAAGCACAUAGCUAAAGAAGGCAAGAAGACUCUACGAUGUAGAGAAAUUUCACAGGAUGGACAAAGGUUGUUUAAUUUCAUGCAGCAGAACCCGGAAGUACUACAGCAGAUGAUGUCAAUCCUAAUGAACACCAUCAUUUUUGAAGACUGCAGAAACCAAUGGUCUGUGUCAAGACCACUGCUCGGACUUAUACUUCUCAACGAGAAAUACUUCAGUGAGCUAAAGGCAACCUUGAUAAACAGCCAGCCUGACAGCAAACGAGAAGUCCUUGACCAGUGCUUCAGGAACCUCAUGGAAGGAGUCGAGCAAAACCUUUUGGUAAAGAACAGAGACAGGUUCACUCAGAAUAUGUCAGUCUUUCGAAGAGACAUGGUUGAAGCUCUGCGCAGCGAAGGGGCCUCAGAUCACGGCAGUUUGGACAUGAUGAGUUGACAUCGACUUAGGAAACCAGAGCACUGGCUAAUAAAACUACUUUGAAAGUUUUGAGACUCUGUUAUAUUGUUAGAUUUUGUCCCCUAUGAAAACUAUUUUUUUAAGAUAACUUCUGCCUUUUUAUAUCUCUGGCAUAAACAUAAGGAUUUGUGAUAGUGUAAACAAUGUAAAAUCAGCCUUAGCUUGAACAUUUUCAGCCUUUCUUACCAAAAUU